This is a messenger RNA of Closterium sp. NIES-65, 675 nucleotides long. The record is from the annotation of a GenBank genome assembly. NCBI's taxonomy places the organism in Eukaryota, Viridiplantae, Streptophyta, Zygnematophyceae, Desmidiales, Closteriaceae.
AUGUCUAGUCAGCGUCUUGUCCUAGGCCUCCCACGUGUCUUGCCGUCGCUGCCGCCUUCGCUUGCGCCGCCGUGUAGUCCGUGCGUCGAGGGUCGGCUGCGCGCCACCCCUCACUCCUCCUCCCUUCGUCCGGCCACCGAGCCUUUUGAGACGCUUCACUUGGACGUCUGGGGCCCCGCCCCUCGUCUAGGCCCUGAGCGUGAGCGCUACUUUCUGGUGGUCGUUGACGACUUCUCCCGCUACACCACAGUGUUCCCUCUGGCGAAGAAGUCUGAGGUGACUUCUACGUACGCCGCGCACCAGCUGAACCUCUGGCCACGUGUCUCUCGACCAGAGGUUUCACCGACCAGUCUUUGGACAGGGUUCCCUGGUGUUGCGUCGCGGUUUCGUGUCUGGGGGUGCUUGGCUCUUGUCCGCGACACCUCCGCGAACAAGCUCUCGCCUCGUGCCGUCCCCUGUGUCUUCCUUGGUUUCCCUGAGGACUCCUCUGACUUCACCUUUUACCACACUCCCUCUCACCGGUUCUUUGACUCCCGUGACGUCCGUUUCGAGGAGUCCACUCCGUACUACGUCAGCCCCGUCGGGUGUGUCCCAGGCUACCCCUCCUCCUUCGGUAGCCUCUCCGGUACAGCCUCCCUCCCCACAGUCCUCCUCGCAGCGUGCCGCAGGUGCUAG